GCCGCCGAAGAGGAAAGACGGGGCCGUCUGUACCGACUUGCUGCAGCGGCACCACCUCCUAUUCUUUCCUGACUAAUCGGACAGCUACCUUAUAUUGUUGACUCGUGUUCUGAUGACUGCCUGAACUUCCAGCGCUUAAUCUUCGUAAAUCGAAUGAAAUGGGUAAUUGCUUAAAAAUAAGAACUUCAGAUGACAUUUCACUUUUACGCGGCAAUGACAGUGCUAACGGGCAAAUCAGCGGGGCACAGCCAAUGUAUCAUGGCGAGCAUUAUCAACGAGAAUUUUACCCUUCCACGUCGGCUCCGGCAACGCGGCCAUCUUCUAAUAUUCGUCAACUUUCCGAUGAAAAUCAAGUCAAAAUUGCAAAGCGUAUUGGAUUAAUGCAGUACUUGCCGAUAGGAACAUACGACGGGUGCUCGAAAAAAGAACGAGAAUGUGUUAUUUGCAUGGCUGAAUUUUCUAUUAAUGAAGCUGUGCGUUAUCUUCCUUGCAUGCAUAUUUAUCAUGUUAAUUGUAUAGAUGAUUGGUUAUUGAGAAGUCUUACUUGUCCCAGUUGCUUAGAGCCUGUUGACGCUGCUUUACUGACGAGUUAUGAUUCGACAUAGCGUUAUAAAAAUAAUAAUUUUGCCUCUGUAAUGUGUUUUGGGAUAACAAAAAAACUUUAGCUUACCAGGUAUAAAUUAUUAUUUUAUUUAAAUUGAAUUCAUUAAUAUAUUCAUUUGUUAUUGCUUUAUUAUCGAAACGUGUUAUAAUAUUUAAUUCGUUUUAAACUAAAAUAAAAUUAUAUAUAAAUGCAAGCUCAAGAAUUUAAAAGCUAAAUUAGUUUGUGUACAUAUCUAAAUGGUUUUACCAAUAAUAAUGCGAUAAUGGGUAU
This is a messenger RNA of Drosophila teissieri, 874 nucleotides long. It is a transcript of the gene Rnf11, whose product is annotated as RING finger protein 11. NCBI's taxonomy places the organism in Eukaryota, Metazoa, Arthropoda, Insecta, Diptera, Drosophilidae. The transcript has 3 exons. The record is from RefSeq and is a predicted model, not a curated record. The coding region runs from base 159 to 605 and encodes 148 amino acids.